AACAGCUGAAAAAAUCAAAGUGGCUGUGAGUAGAAAACAAAAACGCAGACAUAAACUGUUGAUUAUUUGAUAGUUUGUGACAAGCCGCAAAUUUAUCCACUUGUGGUCAUUUGUCACAGAGUGAAAAUCAAAUCGAAAAAAUGGCAAAAAACAGUAACAUGUUUCCUCGUCCUGUACCAGCUCAUGCAAAUCACUGGGCGAUACCCAACGGAGGACACGUCUACCAAUGGAAUGCAACUCAUGCAACAGAGAACGUCAUGGUCAACAAGAAGCCAGUCUUUUGUAAGGUAGUGAUGGUUCCAAUCAGUAGCUUGAACAAGAAGAAAGUCAAUCAAUAGUAAAUUAUUUGCUUGAAACAAUAAACAUGCGUCAACUUUGAAAUGUGUGUAAUGGGUUGUCUAUGUUAAAAUUAGAAAAUGACUCAUUUUCCACGCUGAAUCAUAAAUUUUUGCUGGAAUGAACCUAAAAUAUUGCAAGAUAUGUAAAUUUAAAUAAUUAUCAUAUUUUUGUUUUGUAUAAAUACUGCUGUGUUGAAUGUUUGAAAUUAGUACAAAAUAAACGGUGAAAACAUUCAGUUUUAGUAAUAUUGAUUCAAAAUGAUGCGUUUUGUGAUAUUUUUCUUGGUAGCUGUUGCAAUUGUUCAAAUAAUCGCGUUGCCUGUUCUUGAAAAUCAUUCUGGCGAUGCAAAUCAUAAUAUAAACAAAAGGCAAAGUGAUUGGUAUUACAAUCAAAAUAGUGCUUCUGGUGGUAAUAAUGGUCGACAAGGCGGAGGACAACAAUAUUUCAGACCUCAAACAGGAAACAAUCAAAAUAACGCCCAAACUCAAACGCAGUCAGAUGGUGGUAGACCACAAAGGCCUGGAGGUUCCGGGAAUUCAGGAAAUAAUGGGCGCCCGCAAAACGAUCAAACCUGGAAUGGUCCAGGACAUUUUGGUGGCUCCGGUGGAUGGGGAGGUUCAGGAGGCGCUGGAAACACUGGAGGAUCUGGUGGUGCGGGUGGGUCGGGCGGCUCUGGCGGAUCUGGAAAUCCUGGCGCUCCAGGAGGAUCAGGAAACCCUGGAUAUCCGGGAGGUGCUGGAGGAUCUGGGGGUUCUGGAGGAUCUGGUGGUGCGGGUGGCUGGGGUGGUUCAGGCGGAUCUGGAAAUCCUGGAGCUCCAGGUGGAUCAGGAAACUCUGGAUAUCCGGGAGGUGCAGGCGGAUCUGGGUCCUCUUGGGAUUCAGGAGCACCAGGAGGUGGCGGUGCAGGCGGCAAUGAAAAUUCUGGAGGUGCUGCAGGACCUGGAAAUUCCGGUAAUUCAGGGGGUCCUGGUGGCUCCGGGGGCGCUGGUGGAUGGGGAGGACCUGGAGGUUCAGGUGGAUCUGGUGGAGCAGGUGGACCUGGUGGUCGGGGAAAUUCAAGAGGUCGUGGAAGCUGGGGACGAUAAAACCCUAAUUGAAUUUAGUACUUAUUGACGUUGUAUACUCAUAUUAUAUUACUUUGUUUUGUUUGUGAUUAAAAAAACGCAGCAUUCUAAAA
Messenger RNA from Dalotia coriaria, 1516 nucleotides. RefSeq lists its product as uncharacterized. The record is from RefSeq and is a predicted model, not a curated record. Lineage: Eukaryota; Metazoa; Arthropoda; Insecta; Coleoptera; Staphylinidae. The coding region runs from base 754 to 1452 and encodes 232 amino acids. The transcript is spliced from 4 exons.